CGGAGGCCCAGGUGCGACGUCGCCCGCGGUGUCCGUUGCGCUGGCGCGGGGGAUGCGGCCCCCGCCUUCGCGGUGGCGGUGACGACACGCGCGCGCGGGGUCGCUGAGGCGGCGCUCGGAGGCCAUGGACGGCGGGGUCGCCGCGCCGGCGGGUGAAGAAGACUGGAAGUGCCUGGGAUGUGGCAAUAGCAUUGCAACUGGUCAACGCCUCUUCAAGACUGUUAAUGAAACUUGGCACAUUUCCUGUUUCCGCUGUUCUGAGUGCCAGGACCUCCUCACCAACUGGUACUACGAGAAGGAUGCCAAGCUGUACUGCCCCAAGGACUAUUGGCGGAAGUUUGGAGAGUCUUGCCACGGCUGCUCGCUGCUGAUGACGGGGCCCGUCAUGGUGGCUGGGGAAUACAAGUACCACCCAGAAUGCUUUGUGUGUAUGAGAUGUAAAGUGAUCAUCGAAGAUGGUGACACGUACGCCUUGGUGCAGCACUCGGCUCUUUACUGUGGCAAAUGUCAUAACCAGUUUGUGCUGACACCAAUGAUAGAAAGGCUGUCGACAGAGUCGCUGUGUGAACAGCUGCCGUACACUCUGACUCUCAUCUCUAUGCCUGCGGCCGCUGAUGGCAAAAGGGGGUUCACUGUGGCUGUGGAAGGGGGCUGCUCACCCUAUGCUGCUACUGUCGAAGUGAAAGAAGUCGACCGAACGCACAUAAGCCCUGAUGUCCAAAAUGCCAUUCACUCCGGAGACAAGAUCUUGGAGAUCAAUGGAAACCCAGUGCGCACACUCCAAACCGAAGAGGUCAAGGAACUGAUUCACAAGACAAAUCAAACUCUUCAGCUGUUAAUUGAGCACGACCCAGUCUCCCAGCGCUUGGACCGGUUGCGUCUGGACUCUCGGCUGUCUGGGUGCAAUAAAAAGUCCUCAUCCUGCUCUAUUUCUGCCCUGGAGCUCAAGGAGAAUCUGGAAGGAACGCUGCGCCGUCGCUCCCUCAGGCGAAGCAACAGCAUUUCCAAGUCCCCUGGUCCCAGCUCCCCCAAGGAACCGCUCAUCCUGAGCCGCGAUAUCAGUCGUUCAGAAUCACUUCGCUCCUCAACCAGCUGUUCCCAGCAGAUCUUCCGCCCCUGUGACCUGAUCCAUGGGGAGGUGCUGGGCAAAGGUUUCUUUGGCCAAGCAAUCAAGGUGACUCAUAAAGCCACGGGAAAGGUGAUGGUGAUGAAGGAAUUGAUUCGCUGUGAUGAAGAAACGCAGAAGACCUUCCUCACGGAGGUGAAGGUGAUGCGCAGCUUAGAGCAUCCCAAUGUCCUGAAGUUCAUCGGGGUGUUGUACAAGGACAAGAAGUUGAAUCUUCUCACAGAGUACAUUGAAGGGGGGACUCUGAAGGACUUCCUCCGAAAUGUGGACCCAUUUCCCUGGGAACAGAAGGUCAGCUUUGCCAAAGGAAUUGCCUCUGGAAUGGCUUACCUGCACUCCAUGCGCAUCAUCCACCGAGAUCUGAACUCCCACAACUGCCUGAUCAAACUGGACAACACGGUGGUGGUCGCUGACUUUGGCCUCUCCCGGCUCAUCGUGGAGGAGAGGAAGAAGCCCUCCCUGGAGAAGCCGCUGGCCAAGAAGCGCACCCUGCGCAAGAGCGACCGGAGAAAGCGCUACACAGUGGUCGGGAACCCCUACUGGAUGGCCCCCGAGAUGCUAAAUGGGCAGAGCUACGACGAGACGGUCGAUGUCUUCUCCUUUGGGAUUGUGCUCUGCGAGAUCAUAGGACAAGUGUAUGCGGAUCCAGACUGCCUCCCGCGCACCCUGGACUUCGGCCUCAACGUGAAGCUGUUCUGGGAAAAGUUUGUUCCUGUGGACUGUCCCCCUGCCUUUUUCCCCCUGGCAGCCAUCUGCUGCAGGCUGGAGCCAGAGAGCAGGCCCCCGUUUUCCAAACUGGAGGAUUCUUUUGAGGCCCUUUCUUUGUACCUGGGAGAACUGGGCAUCCCUCUCCCUUCUGAACUGGAGGAACUGGACCAUAGCGUGAGCAUGCAGUUCGGCCUGAUUCGGGACAAGCUGCCUGGCAGCCUCACAUAGGCCCCCGCCCCCACCCACCCCCCGCCAUCACUGUGCGUCUUCUUGCCACGGAUGUCCUGGCGGCAGCAAAAAGAACUCCGUUCCAGCCCUUUGGAAGACAACAGGAGGGCACCUUCCGCCUCGUUGCUACAACUCCAGCACCUGCACCUCCCGUGGACUUGCGGCACUUCCCGAAAGCAUCGUCCUUUCCUUCAUGCCACUUGCUUCUUAAGACGGAUGCUCUAGCUUUGGAAACAGUUCCUGAGCGUCUGGGUGCGGGCCUGCCUUCCGACUCAAUACACUACAGGUUGUGAAGCCUCCUGGUUGUGCUCACAUAGCAGGGGCAGAGCCGGGAUGCAGCCCCGGGGCUCCUUGCUCCGCCAGACCAGGCAACGGGAGGGCGACCUCGAUGCCUUGCACACCCCUGUACGGAUGGGGCUGUUGGAGUUUGCACAGCUUGUCUCACAGGGACAGCUCUAAACCAUGAUCUCUCCGGCCAAAGAAAUGCCCCUGCGCUACAUGGAUAGGGCGGGGCAGUUCAUCUGCCUACCCCGUUGAGCAAAGCAGCUGCGGCACGUGAGUCGUAGGGCCGUAGACACGGGGUGGGGGCUGGCUUCCUCUUAGGCAAUCAGCAGCUUCUCCGUUUGGGGGAGGGCCUGGUCCACUGGGAGAUGGUUGAGAUGGAUCUCUGGAAGGAAGUGCUUAUACUCCUGAGACUGUAUGUAGCUGACCAGGAGUAGAGCUAUCAACCUGGGCCACAGAUCCGAAAGACUGGCUCAUCAUUAAGAGUCACUACCUCUGUCCUCCAUUUCAGGCCUCUCCCCUUUCAGAAAAAGAAACACUUGGCUUGGAGCCAUCUUUUCCCACAUUCUUCCAGAUGUAGAGGGGAAGCUGCGCUGGCUGCAUCUCUCCCCUCUGCAAAAUAUAUUAAGAGCUACUUAAGGGUUGGCAACACGUGGACCACCAGAUAUGGAACAGCUCCCAGCGGCUCUGGCCAAAUGUCUAGGAGUGAGGAAUGCUGGGAGUUGUAGUUCAGUGGUAUCUAGAGGGUCUCCAAUCCCCCUCGCACACUACCGAAACUCAAAAUGUGGGAGCCAUGGUAGGUAUGGGCAAUUGCUCCAGAUCCAGUGCAUUUAGACCAGAUUUUGUUCCCUCCUCCCUAAAAGGUGUGUGCAUGUGCGCGCUAUAAAUGGGCUAGCUACAGGAAGGAGAAACCUGGGUCAUGUGUUCAAGAGAUUCCACAACACACUCCUGUAAUUGCAUGGUGAUUUUUUUGUCUAAAUUAAAAGCAAUACACUCUGUUCUACAAAGACGAAAAUAGAUGGCAGUUGUUGAAGCAAAGUUGGGAGCUGGCCACCCACAGGCAUUCCAGUGGGUCUGGCCCAUUUCCUGCCCUGGGGUGACAGUUCCUACGUUGCAAAGGACAAGGGCACCAAACUCCUCCAGUGCGCCUGCAACACAACUCUGGAGUUUGUCACUGUGUUGCCAGUGCUUGUGCCAGGCAGAUGUACUUGCUCUC
Messenger RNA from Candoia aspera, 3560 nucleotides. RefSeq names its product LIM domain kinase 2 (gene LIMK2). Bases 125 to 2062 code for a protein of 645 amino acids. Gene Ontology annotation, cellular component: nucleus; cytoplasm. The record is from RefSeq and is a predicted model, not a curated record. Lineage: Eukaryota; Metazoa; Chordata; Lepidosauria; Squamata; Candoiidae. The transcript has 16 exons. Gene Ontology annotation, biological process: protein phosphorylation; actin cytoskeleton organization. Gene Ontology annotation, molecular function: ATP binding; protein binding; protein serine/threonine kinase activity.